UAAAAAGAAUUUCAUUUGGCAUUGUUAAGCCUGAAACCAAAAACCAAGUUCUACUAUCACUACUAGAUAUGCUGAGUUCUUCGUAUAAUUUAAAUUUAACACAAUUAUCCGAGCAGCAGGCAGUGAAAACGCCCGAAUAUAUGGAUUCAUCUAACAGUGACGCUUUAAUAUCAGAUAUUUUAUCGGAUAAUAUGCCGUCGGUAACACGAAACUUUUACUUUUACUCGCCGUUACAUCCCUUAAUCGGUAUGUCGAAUAACUUUUGGUCUUAUCCGUUCUCUUUUCUGCAAAAUACUCAUCGCGCCGAGAAGCCGCCGUUCUCCUAUAUUGCUUUGAUCGCCAUGGCCAUAAGCAGCGCUCCAAAUCAGCGAUUAACUUUAAGUGGAAUAUACAAAUUUAUUAUGGAUAAAUUUCCUUACUAUCGGCAGGGCAAGUCAGGUUGGCAAAAUUCAAUACGACACAAUCUGUCGUUGAAUGAUUUUUUCAUUAAGGUGCCCCGUGAUAAGAACAUAGUCGACGAGAAUAACGAGAGCGCCGGCAAAGGCAGUUAUUGGAUGCUAGAUGCAUCGGCAAAUGAUAUGUUCGAACAGGGCAAUUACAGACGCCGGCGAACGCGCCGACAAAGGCAAUGUCUAAAAACUGGUACAUUGCUUGGGGAAUCUCUAAAGGCGUCAGUACAGCCUAACAAUGGCGAACGUUCCGCAAGCAUGAAUUCGAUUUUUAAUCUUAACAACUCAUCAGCAUUGACUCUCAACUAUUCAGAUCGUAUAACUGAAAUUCAUCGCCAAUACUUAGCCUCAUUGGCCCCGCUAAAUGUACUAUUCCGAAGCAGUACUAUGCCGUGUUCACAAACGAGCGAUGAGUUCAAGGUGACAGCAACAACCACUUCUACUCCUAAUAAGUGCUGCUUUUUCAAUGCGUCUCCUGAAUCAAUUGAAGCCGAUUCAUUAGAUUAUUCAGCGGAUACUUUAUCAAACAGUAGUACCAGUUCUAGCAACGAGCUUCAUCUAACACAACCCUUCACUGCUUUCGCGUCAUCCACAAACUCGACAAAGUAUGCUACGUUGACUAGAACCGAUAAUGAGGAGUCCUUCGCAACGAAAAAUUGCUCAACGAAUGCCUCAAAGCACUUAAUAGCUUUUAGUAUUGAGAAUAUCAUUAAGAAAGACUAA
Molecule: messenger RNA, 1172 nt
Organism: Glossina fuscipes
Lineage: Eukaryota; Metazoa; Arthropoda; Insecta; Diptera; Glossinidae
Gene: FoxL1
Product: fork head domain-containing protein FD2
Exons: 3
Coding region: 69-1172 (367 amino acids)
Biological process (GO): cell differentiation; regulation of transcription by RNA polymerase II; anatomical structure morphogenesis
Molecular function (GO): DNA-binding transcription factor activity, RNA polymerase II-specific; RNA polymerase II cis-regulatory region sequence-specific DNA binding
Source: RefSeq, a predicted model, not a curated record